AUGCAAUCCGCGCAUCGCACCCGAUCGACCAACGCCGGCGUCUUGCUGCCCGAGAUCACCGGGGCGAUCGCCGACCUGUUGUCGAGUUCCGAAGACGUCACCUCGCUCUUGGCAGCGCUGCCGGAGGAGGCCAAGACCCCGGCAUUCGCGUCCGUCUCGCGUCUCUCGACCUCACCAAGCAUUACGGCGGCGUGGCCCACGAUCACCGUGCUUAGCCCGAAGCUUGACAUCGCGACGAUUGAAGACCUCGCCGAUGCCACCGCGCUGGGUCCUCGCAUUGUGAUUGGCCAUUCGAUUGCUACACGCGACGACGUGGCGGUCGUGGCCGACGUGGCGGCAAACAUUACCUCGCUCACGUUCAUCUUGAAUGGCGCCGACAAGGCGGCAUUGCGUGUCUUCCGCUCGACGAUUGCCUCGUGCACGCAUCUCGAGAGCCUCGAGCUCACGGAUGUCUCCCGCGGCCGCGGCUUCGUCGCUCUCAACGGCGUCGUCUUCGACCGGCUCACCCAUUGGCUCCAAACAGCGCCCGUGGUCUCCUUGAAGCUGGGCAACCUGGCGUUCGCCGUGGAGCCAGGCACCCCGCUCUGCCUUGCGCUCUGCGCCGCGAUCUCUGCCAGUGCGACUCUCACCACGCUGGCGCUCAACAGGGUGAGUCUUUUUCAGGACGAGUUCUUGCACGGGUGGCGUCUGCCUGCGAACUUGACGUCGCUCGAGUGGGACGGCGAGGAAAUUCCGGACGACUUGGAGGAAGUCACCGACGACGGCAGGGGCAACUUUCUCAAUGCGCUCGCCGACGGUCCGCAGCUGAAGCACUUGAGCUGCAAGAAGUUCGAGACGCUCUUAGAGCACGAAGAGCUUCUCGAGGAGCUCGAAGAGCUCACGUCGCUCUCGCUCCACUCGGUGUUUGUGGACGAAGACGCGGACACCGUGCCGCUGUUUCUCGAGUUCCUACAGAACAUGUUGCAGCUCUCGUCGCUGCGCCUCAAGACAAUUGGUUUUUACGGCAAAACGGCGCGCAAACUCAUCAAGGCGCUGCGACUUCUCCAGUCCCUCAAGGUGCUCCAGCUCUCGGCGAUUGGCCUCACGGACGAAACCAUGUCGGCGAAAGACUUCGCGUUUUUACUGCAGAGCAUCCCGCACUUCAUGUGCCUUGCGCAUCUUGAUGUCUCCGAGCACGGACUCGACAUGAAGAGCAUCCUUGGUCUGCUGCCGACACUCAACGCAGCGGCCCACGAUCUGCAGACGAUCCAGAUGCAAGGCUACUGGCACCAAGGUGACGUCGAAGCAUUCAUCGACAAGGCGCGUCAGCUGCCCGACCGCCACUUUACGAUCGUGCUACGCCCGGCGCGACCGGUGGACGCGGCGACCAUGGCCCGUUACGCGCAGUUGAUUGACGAGAACGCACUUGGCCCGCGCGGCGACAAACGCCAGUGCGUUGUAUACAUGUAA
Saprolegnia parasitica CBS 223.65 is the source of this 1449-nucleotide messenger RNA. RefSeq lists its product as hypothetical. Lineage: Eukaryota; Oomycota; Saprolegniomycetes; Saprolegniales; Saprolegniaceae. The coding region runs from base 1 to 1449 and encodes 482 amino acids. The record is from RefSeq and is a predicted model, not a curated record. The transcript has 2 exons.